UUUGCUCAGUAAGUAACAUCUUGCACGCGGUGAUAUACCAACGCAGCGAUGUAAACAUGUGUCAGAAAAUUUCGUUGUAUUAACUGGAGAGCUUGUUUAAUCGAUAAAAUUUCAAAGAGACUGUUUAUCAUGUUGCCUAUCGUAACGAGAUACAGCAUAAUCUCGAGGAUAUCUUGUAGCUUAUUAAAUAAGACUUUGAUUAAAAAACGUAUCAUACAAGUGAACAAAUGUAAAAGCUACGUUCGAGGUUAUGUUAACCUUAAUUCAAUACAUUUUUCGAAGAGAAAUCCUCAAACUUUAUUACAAUCGUCUCUAAAAAAUUUUAGUUCAGAUACUAAAUAUUCGACAGAAUACUCACUUAGCUCUGUGCAAUACGAGAAGAUCUGUGAUGAAACUUUAGACUCAUUAAGCGAAUGCUUUGAAGAGUUAAUCGAAGCAGCGGCACAUUUACCAGAUGCGGAUGUCUCUUAUGGAGAUGGUGUACUGACUGUAAUAUUUGGUGAGCCACAUGGUACUUAUGUUAUAAAUCGCCAAAUACCAAACAAACAGAUUUGGCUCUCUUCUCCAAAAUCAGGACCAAAACGUUAUGAUUUUAUAAAUGGCCAAUGGAUAUAUAAACAUGACGGCAUAACAUUACAUGAACUAUUAAAUAAUGAGAUACCAGCAAUUGUGAAAAAUCAAGCAUGCUUUGAUAAAUGUUCCUUUAGUGGUAAAGAAAAACAAGAUAUGUGAUUGAUGAUUUUUUCUUCCUGAGAAAUAAUAUCAAUAGAGAUUUAAUUAUGAUACCCGGUGUGAAUCUACUAUAAUUAUUUUUAUAUAAUUAUAGGUGGAAGUUACUAAAAGAUAGAUUUAUGACAAAAUUAUAUAUAAAACUAAUAUUAAAAUAAGUGAAAGAAAUUUCUUAACAAUAUAUGUAUAUAUAUGUAUAGAUACUACAGUGUAAAAUCUUCAUGUGAGUAAUUUUAAUAUAUCAAGUAAUCAUGUAUUAUUGUAUAUUGCAAAUUGAAUUUUUGUACUGGCACAUAUA
Formica exsecta is the source of this 1027-nucleotide messenger RNA. RefSeq names its product frataxin homolog, mitochondrial (gene fh). Bases 130 to 732 code for a protein of 200 amino acids. The transcript has 3 exons. Gene Ontology annotation, cellular component: mitochondrion. Gene Ontology annotation, biological process: iron incorporation into metallo-sulfur cluster; intracellular iron ion homeostasis. The record is from RefSeq and is a predicted model, not a curated record. Gene Ontology annotation, molecular function: ferric iron binding; ferroxidase activity; iron chaperone activity. Lineage: Eukaryota; Metazoa; Arthropoda; Insecta; Hymenoptera; Formicidae.